CAACGAGAACAAGGGUCGAAGGCGGUUGGUGUGUGUGUGUGACUGUGUGAAGACUCUGGCGGAGACGAGGGGAAGCUUAUAAGCUCCCAAAAUAAUAAAAGGAAAUAAACCCCGAGAAUUAACGGACAAAAGGGUUUCGUUUUAAUGGCGUUAAUUUCUUCGUCAGUUUGUCUAUCUUCAUGUGCUCCGACGAGUUUGCCGCCGUUGCAAAGCCGGGAGAGCUGCUCGUCGUCGAUCGUAAACCGCCAACCACAUGUCGUCUGUUCCUUUCUGCCGCCGCCGCCGCCGCCGUCUUCUUCUAGUAAUUCAAUAAAUGGUCUUCUAAGGCUGCAAAGUCGGCGGAAAGCUCUGCAGAUAGUCCGAAUGGCUCCAGAGGAAGAGAAGAUGACUCGCCGUUCUCCUCUCGAUUUCCCAAUUGAGUGGGAAAGGCCAAAACCAGGAAGGAGGCCAGACAUCUUUCCCCAAUUCAGUCCCAUGAAAACUCCAUUGCCACCUCCUCUACCAGCUGAUCCUCCCGAAGAAGAUGAGGAGGAAGAUGAAGAAAAGAAAGAGGAAGAGGAGGAAGACCCCGAAAAAGAGGAAGAUCCAGAGAAGCCUGAUCAGUAGGGUGGAGUGACUGAGAGCUUGCUAUGUUUAGUUUGUGGAACAUUGGAAGAGCAUGCUUUUUCUUCAGGUUUGACAAUAUUGGCAUAAUCUCCCAUGGUUUUUAUGUCAAAGGAUGUCUAUGAGCAGCUGUAGUAUAUUGCCUCCUUGAGAGUCAUAAGAAUUUACCAUAUAUUAGAAGAUAGGCAAUUUAUAUCUUCUUGUGUUGACACUGCGUUUUGUAUGCCACUGGCAGUUGUAGCCCAGUUUUCAGCGUGGUGGAUGAGUUAUAAUGAAAUCUUGAAGCUAAUUUUGUUUUACAUGUAUGUUGUGUCAUUCACAAUGAGUGCUAAGUUAUAAUGAAAUCUUGAAGCUAAUUUUGUUUUACAUGUAUGUUGUGUCAUUCACAAUGAAUGCGAGAUUGCGCCGUCUUCUGAGGAUGCACAUAUGAACACCUCCCUCCCCCGUUUAUAACUGUGUAAGUGUGCCUGGUUUUUUAUGUGCAAAAAGGUUCAGGCGAUGAAGAUGACACGAAAACACAGAUAGAGACGAUAAAGCAUAAAGGCACUGAAUGCACUUCUGUAGAAAGUAUAAGGGGUGACUUAUGUAGCCAGGGUCCAAGGAUGUUUAUAACUUGGCACUUCUGGUGUAUAUGUUGGAUAGUGUUUGUAGAUAGUGUUUGCCAAUGCAAACAUGAUUGGCUGUGAAGUUUUAACAUAGAGCAGAGCAAUACAUACACAAAGCAAUGACAUUUGAAUAGAAAGAUACUUCACAUUAUCAUGACUCAAAAUCAUUGACGGCACGUCAAAAGCAAAGAAUUUCCCACUUCUCAGAUCAUCCCCCGGUUGAGGGCAAUCAAGCAUUAGCAUACUUCUUCAUUAAUCAAACUGAUACAUCGUCGAAAGCAGAAAAAAAACAAAUGCAAAACCAACACAGCAGAUAGAAUGCUAACAAAGGCGAAAGACUGGCAUGAUUCUUGAUCUCACCCAGUUUUACACGAAAUAUAGUUAGAACAAUAGUAGUCAAUUAGCAACCACUAGUAGCAAUACAGAUGAUAAGUCUUGAGUAGAAAGAGUGAAACACGCAUAGAUAAGAUUUAUUUCUAAAGAUAACUAGUUCACUUCUUUCCGCUCUUCUUCAGUCCAGCGCCUCCAAUGGAUCCUUUAGCCGCCUUAGCCUUGAGCUCUUUCAGGGCCUGCCAAACACAAUAAAACAUGAGAAAAGGGCUCACUAGAACUAAAAACCCGAAGACACCAAGAAAGCAAAAAAGGCGUAAGUUAGAAGGCUUAAAAGAAAAAAUGAAUCCACCUUUUCCUCCUCUUUCUUCUUUGCAAGAAAGGCCUUAUCAUUCUGCAAAUCAGUAGAGAAAAUAACGAAUCAUUCUCCAACAAAGGUCAAGAUAUAGGAAGCAAAAAAGGCAUGUUCCCAAUCCAAAAAUGUUGCGGCAAGGUAAACUAAAAGACAAAACACUAUUCUGGAUAUAAAAUCAAGCUCAUCAGACAAAUUAUCAUUCUCGACAAAGUCAGGUGAAGCAUUAUGACGGCAACCAGCUAAAUGUCUUCAUAAGAAUUCAAACUAUUAAAGAAUAGGCCAACAACAACUAAAAGUGUCCCUUAUGGGCACAAAAACAAUCAGGAAUUAGCUCAGGUUAAGCAUAAAUAUAAACAUCAUCUCUGUGUAUCAUAUUAGAACAAUAACACUACCCACGAAUCAACCUCCAAACUAUGGAAUACUAACAGGAAAAAAAAAAAAAACAUAAUAUCGAUCAUGAAAAAGACUUCUAGACAGGCUGAUCAACAAAAUCAACAAAUCAACUCAAAUUCGGCAAUCCUAGAUUAAAAAUAACCAAGAAAUCCUAAAUUAAGGAAAAAGGUAUACAUCGACCUAAGUAACGUACCUCAUCGUAUUCUUUCUUCUCAACCUUUGGUGCCUUCAAAGGCUUAGCUUUACCACCUGCAAGAAGAACACAGAAAGCACGCGAAAUAAGAACAAAAAGGGAGAAAUUUCCAGCUCUCUUACCUCAAAUUAUUCGAUAAUCAAAACAACAAAUUAAGAGAAGAUAAUAACAAGAUCGAUGGGAAAAAGAUCAAUAACCUUGCUUGGUAGACAUGGCUGAAAUCUAGGGCUAGGUUCAAUUUCUCGAAUAAAAAGGAAAAGUAGAUGAAAUUCAGCAGAGAAGCCCUAGCCCAAUCAAUAAUUUUGCUGGUGUUAGAACAAAGAACAUUCUGGUAGACUUUAUAUAUACGCACACCCGAAAAUAAUUGGAAUAAAAAAUAAAAAAAAAUUGACCGACCAGGUGACGAAUUACAUUUCUGCCCAGACAUUAUGAUCUUGGGCCAAUCUUCCCUCUUAUGGAUGGAUCAUUGGUUUUGUUUUUCCGGCCCAAUCCACCAAUCAGCACAAAACAAGUAAAAAAAUUAAUCGAAUAUUAUUCACAUUCUGGCGUACAAAAAAUACUCACAAAACAAGCAUUAUGUUGAAAAAAUUAAAAUAAUAACUCUAGCAAAAAAAAAAAAAUAGCAUAAUAAUCUGCAAAUAAUGUCUGGAAAUAGAACUAAGAAGCCCACCUCGUUUCUUCUGUAGAUUGAGAAUAUGCUGCAUCAUUAAGUUGUUUAACCAUUUUCUGUAAAUCGUAAAAUUCAUCAUCAGAACUUGACCAUGAUGACGAAGAAGAAGAAGAAGAAGAAGAAGAUGAUGAAAAUGCUGACUUGGUUAGGACUUCGGAUGUUUGAAGGACCUGCAUUGUCAUUAUCCAUAGUAAUGAAAAUUUUAGAGUUUAUUAUUUUUCUAGACUCUUUAGUAAGCAAUGAUGGAUAUUUUACUUGUAG
Oldenlandia corymbosa var. corymbosa is the source of this 3410-nucleotide messenger RNA. The record is from the annotation of a GenBank genome assembly. NCBI's taxonomy places the organism in Eukaryota, Viridiplantae, Streptophyta, Magnoliopsida, Gentianales, Rubiaceae.